This is a messenger RNA of Esox lucius (northern pike), 4806 nucleotides long. It is a transcript of the gene vopp1b, whose product is annotated as VOPP1 WW domain binding protein. The coding region runs from base 178 to 690 and encodes 170 amino acids. Gene Ontology annotation, cellular component: cytoplasmic vesicle membrane. The transcript has 5 exons. The record is from RefSeq and is a predicted model, not a curated record. NCBI's taxonomy places the organism in Eukaryota, Metazoa, Chordata, Actinopteri, Esociformes, Esocidae.
GCCAAUACUGUCACGGCUCCUAUCCCGCAUUGACAGCGUGUUACGCUACCUCUCGUCGGUCGUACGGGCUUUGUGUGAUGCUGGGAAGCUGCUAUAGCGUUAUGAAAUAACAUACAUUAUAUUGAGGACUUCAACCUUUCCAUUCAUAACGCGAAGUUUUCAAUUCGGCAAGGAGAGAUGAAGUCUUUACUCCCGGGGUUUGUCCUGACGUUUUUGAUGUUUUUAGAGUGCAUAGAGGCCAAGAAGUACUGCUGGUAUUUUGAAGGAGGAUACCCCAUCUACUUCAUAUGCCGCUCAUACGAGGACUGCUGUGGGACCCGCUGCUGUGUGCGAGCCCUCUCCAUCCAGCGACUAUGGUACUUCUGGCUAAUGCUGAUGAUGGGGGUGUUGUUCUGCUGUGGAGCGGGCUUCUUCAUCCGGAGGCGCAUGUACCUCUCAUCCCUCAGUGACGAGCCUGCCUUCAAUGUCUCCUUCACCCGGCAGACUGCAUCCACACCUGUAUCCCAGCAACCUGGACCUGGGAGCUACAGUGACCACAACGGCCUGAUGACAUCACCAAUCACUCCCACCUAUCCUCUCCAGGCUGGGCCAGCCCAUAAUACGAUGAGCUCCUACCCUCCGCCACCCUCGUAUUGUAACCAUCCUCCCCCGUCUUAUGAGCAGUUAUUCCGGACACCAGAGAAGAAGUAAAAGUGCCGGGUCGCAGCAUCGGCGGCAACAUUGGCGUCCCCUCCGCUUCCUUCGCCUUUCACAGUGACGUCACCUGGCAGGCCAAGGGCAGGUGGGUUCAGCCACGACACGUCUGUCCGUCUAACUGGCUGUCGCACCUUCAGUCAGCCUAAGCUCUCACCCCACAUCCCAGGUGAGAUGAGACAGACCACCAGCUACACCUUGGGAGCUAUGCUGCAGAUCCCGCCUCUCCGGACACAGGCGGAAUCUGUCUCGUUAUCACCAUGGUUAUGAUUUCACCAUCACUCAUCCCUUUUUUCGCUUGCUUGUCCGUGUUAUUUUUCCACACAACUAUCCACCUUGCCUUCUGGAUGGGCCUGGUCUUGCUCUGGCCUGUGACUAAAUAACACUGUAAAUGUCACAGGCACUAAAACUGAGUGAUGUCUGUGGAGAAUGCUUACCUAAGAUCAGCACAUUUGCAGGUCUAUUACCGUGGAUUUUACAUUAGGGUAGAGAAAGACUAAUCCAUGACUGGAGCAGGAGAGCAAUUCCUUUCUUAAAUGAACAGGAAGAGUGCCUGUAAAUUGGAGUUUAAAGCCAUAGGAGACACGAGGCAUGUAAAUGGCUUUAUGGUUCAAAGACUGCUCUAUUAGGAGGCCCACUAGUAUACACUCGUUGCACUUUUCUCAGUAGUCACCUCUCUUCUCCUGAAUCUUGGGUUGGCCAGACAUUCUGAGAAAUUUAAAAUAGACUAUAAACACUCCUGGAUGUCUGUCUGGUCAUGCUGCACAAAUUGUGCCUGUCACUGUGAGAGGGAAGGAAGCAGAUUUAUCAGACCUAUUAUGUUCAUCGGAGAGCGUGGCCAUCUGAAAAGCCCAGUUGGUUUGCAGCGUUUUUAUUCAUAUUACGGAUGUGUGUGGUUGUGUUCCAGCUGUGCCGACUGCAGCGAUUCAUCCAUCUGGAUCGGGUGGCCUCAACCUGGCAGGGAAUCAAAUCAACCAGCCAUGUGAGACCAUGUCAUUUCCAUUGACAUGUUCAGUCAGUGACUACAUGAGUGGCAGCAAUUACUGUAAAGGAAAAUCAUUCCAGACUGUAGAUUGUUAGAGACCAUUGAGGACAGCGUUGAUCAAGCCUUGUCACCGAGUUCCAUUAUGAUUUCAAAAUAUGUAACAGCAAAUAAACAAAAUUGUUCUUCUGGUCCAUUCUCAACCCCCCACCCCCACUGUCAGACCGCACACAUGCAGUUGGGACAGGCUGAAGCGCAGCUUCCCUUGAUAGAGGCAAUUUUAUGGAGUUAUGGGUCUUGCUCCAGGGAAAUGACCUGAGAAUGUAAACUCAGCAGACUUCCAGUUGAUAGACCAAUUCUGUUUUUUCCCUCUUGGCCGGGCCCAGGAAUUGUCCCAGACACCUUUUGGCUACAAUUUCAACUCCUUAGCCAUGUUCUACCUACCCACCCCAUUACAGAUCAAACCAAACUCCUUUCUACGCAGUCAGAUGUGGUGACUAAUGCCCACUGGUCUCUGAGAAAUGGACUACACUUUUUGAGAUGAGCAUGAAAUAGAAUGAACAUUUACUUAAAUAUAGAUAUGUUACAUGUACACACGAACACACAAUGCCAUUUUGUUGAGCAGGUCUAUGAUAUUGCAUAUGGGCAGCUUUCCUGACUAACUUCAGUGAAACUUAGACUUCUUAUUUGUGUGUCAGUAGACUGAGUAGUGGUGUUUACAAAUACCAAAUGCACUCCUUCAGUUUCAUCUUUAGACACACUUCACUCUCAGUUUACCAUAUAAAUGUCACCUCAUUGGUUGACGAAGCCCUAAACAAAGGACUGACCUUUUUGGUGAAAGUCCCAUGACAUGUUCUUCUGAUCAAGCCACCAACCCUCCAGUAACACAAUCAAUACCCAAAGAUUGAGGUACCGCUACAGAGUAUAUUAUGGGAUGGGAUAUGUAUCCAGUUGGCCAUCCAAGGUUAUCCCAUUAGACCCGAAUAUAUUUCCAGAACGCUGCUGUACAUUACUGACAAUUCUCAAAAUGGCUCAUUUUCCUGACACAUUUCAAACAGACAUAGCACAAAAACGAAGAACAAAUGACAAGUUUACCUUGUUUUAAAGAGCACAGUCUAUUUGACACCACAUGGAAAUUGGACUAGGCCAUUUCAUUUUUCUCCCAUUGUGUACACAAAUAACUAUUUACACUCACAAUAUAUCAGGAAUGAAGGUUCCUCUCUGAUGUACUCCCCCUCUUUCUACACCUGUCCCUCUGCAUCCACCUCACUCCUCUUCCUUUCCCUCGCAAUCUGCUUCCUCCUGACCAUCUGCAAGCAGCACACGUUUGCCGCCACACAACUUUAAGUAAACCAGAUGGCUAGCUACAGAAAGCAGCCAGGGUCGUUUCUAUUAUUAACAGAAACAACAACAAACAUUUAACUAGUUUGCUCACUACAUAAAAUUGUUUUAAUGAUGAUAUUGAGUCAGCAAUCAAUCGAGGUCCACAGCUAAUCUGAUUAAAAAGGAACCUUAAGACAUCUUAAAACGUACGUCUUUUUAUAUAAAAGUGAAAGUUAUGUGCACAUCAUUCCGAUCAACUGAAAAUGUAGUGAGCAAAGCUCAACAUUGUGCCUGCGGACAAUUAGCUAGCUAGGGCAAGUAGCAGGGAUAGUUUCAAUAUGACUUGAUAGCGGAAGAAUCAAGUGAAAGCUACCAACUAGUUAGUAGAAUAUACAGCGAGCUAACCACUGCAACUUUUUUGUUACAAGCAAACAAAACGUAUGUAAGCGGUAUACACCGCUACGUAAGUUGGAGGCCAAGCUCGGGCCCCACCCACCCACCGCGGACCUGGAUGGACCCCCAAUAGUUACGAGACAGAAUACUUGCUUGGCUCAAACUUCACAGCUGAUGUGCUCCCCUUUCAAGUGAUCACAACAGGAUUUUAUUGUCAUCUUAAAGUUAUUACCAAAGUUUCACAUAAAAUAUGGACAACACAAAACAUAUCUGCUGUUGAUUUGUUACUCGCCACAACGUCACUAAUGUUUUUUAAAGAGCAUGGACGUUUCCAACUCUAUCACCAAACAUUAGAAACAGUCCUAUUCUAACGUGAAAUUGAUUUAUGAAAUGAACAGCGAUCUCACCGGUUUAUGGUGUAUUGUUAAUAACUUAACAUACAGUUAACAGGUUUUUAAUAAGUACAUUUUGUAAUAUUUACACAAGUAGCCAACCAUUUGUGGCACUAAAUUAAAGGAAUGGUAUCAACGGCCGCUAUGGACCACUCUUCAUUAAAGAUCCAACUGUCCAAUCUAACUAUAGCCUAGAAUUAAAAUAUUCCUCCAUUGGAGAUAUUUGUGUAGACUGACGGCAAGCUGUGUCCAUGGAUACUUUUAGACCGGUUACGACGAUUCAGUGACUUUCUGUAUGCCCGUCGGAAGUGCGCAUGUGCCACGAAUCCUGCAAUCUGCCAGCGGGAGCAUGUGAUUUCUCAUGCACAGCAUUUUGCUUCUUGCUACCACAAUCCAGUUUCUUGCUUCCAAAAAGCUGGUGUUUGCCAAGUUUGUGAUCUCGGCGAUUCUACAUCCAUUUUAUUUUGAUGCGGCAACAACAAAUAUUUUGUUGUUUGAAAUGUGUAGAAGUAGUAUACAAAUAUAUUUUUGUUCACCAUCAAUGUACUAGCAUAGAUAGAAAAUUGCACACUUGAGACAGUCACAUAAGGUCACUGAAUUAGCUUUUACACUGGAACCAAUGUUGUAGACCCAGGGCUCAAUUCACCAAACCCGUAUUUGGGUAUUUACAGACUUUGUUUUUCCUAAUGGAGAAAUUAACUCAACCAAUGGUCUUUUGUACAGUAAAAAUGCUUUCACUUUUAGAAGUAUGUGGCAUCGUAUGAAUAUUGUAAAUAAAGAUACUCCGUAAAUAAUACUGCGAUGGGCUUGGUUGAAUCCCAGGCCUAGGUUAAUAUUUGAUGUUGUGCAUUCAUUUGGCUAAUAUAUAAUAAUUUUGAACUAUGCAACUGAGAGGUGGUUUAACAUGUAAUUUGUAUAGCUAGGACUUGCUUUCACUGUUGUACCAGUACAUUUUUGCGCUGUUAAGUUACUAUAGAAAAUCUGUCCAUGAGAUAUGGUUAAUAAUAAAGUUCUCUUCUCAAA